Messenger RNA from Tricharina praecox, 2144 nucleotides. RefSeq lists its product as uncharacterized. The record is from RefSeq and is a predicted model, not a curated record. NCBI's taxonomy places the organism in Eukaryota, Fungi, Ascomycota, Pezizomycetes, Pezizales, Pyronemataceae. The transcript is spliced from 3 exons. Bases 133 to 2043 code for a protein of 636 amino acids.
CUUAGCUCCCCUUACUCUUACUUAUUUCUUCAUACAUACUUGUUGAUCCGAUCCUCCACAAUCUAGGCGGUUUCCUUUGCUCAACGCACAUCUCCUAAAAUAUCCUAGAUACCUCGGACUCAUCCUAGAAAGAUGUCGACGUCGACAUCGACCACUGAAAAGGACUUUGACCCGGCGGUCUACAUCCACACGCAGCGCCGUGCAGCCUCCCUCCACGCUGCCUUCUUCCAAGGAGUCUCUCAAGCGCCGGCGAGCUACCUCUCAUUGGGUCGAGAGCUCCAUCGUCUCGCUCGAGCACUCGAACAUCUGGUCGGCGAGAUCGAGAACGCCAAUUCCAAGACGAUCCGGAUUGACAACGCACAUUCCGCGACGGAGGGGCUUGGGAUAGCGCUGGAUGGUGUGGAUGGCAGUCUUGUGGACGUCGAGAGAACACUCAUCUCGCUGCAUGUCGACCGUCACGCUACCGAAAGAUGGAUCUACUUUGCCAUAAAGACGCAGUUCCACGGCAGUGACGAGCGGCUGCGAGCCUUGCAGAAGAGAAUCGGAUAUCAUUGCUGGGCUUUUGAAAUGGUGAUGCGGACGUUGAUGGGAAGCGACUCGGAAAAGAUGAUGGCCUCAAUUCAGGCAGUGGCUGUCGCCGAACACCUCCCGAGGGUAUUGUCCGAGCAACUCCAAGGGUUUGAACGAGACGUAAUAGCUCGGAAACUCGAGAGUAACUGCGCCUAUGGAGAAACUCACCUCUUCGAGGACUUUCCAGCCGACACCAUCAUACGCAUAAUCAUGUUUUGGGCUUUCAAGGCCAUCUCGAGACUCAACUAUGUGAUGGAAGCAAAACAGCUUUGCCCAAUAGGCUACCUCAAUCUUCUCAAGGCAGCCUGGCUCUUGCAAAGAAUGCAAAGUACACCGUCCAUAUCCCCAAGAUUCAACGAGACAAGGGCUGCCGUGGCGCUAGUGUCUACCGAGCUACUAUUCACACUCAACGCUGCACUGAAGGUCGGAUGUUCUUUGGAUAGGGAAACAGUGCUACGGCAUGGCGAUUUCCGAAUCUUCCCGAAACACCUUACGGACCAAUACACAGCACCAAAGGUCUCAGGGAGGAAACAAAAGGGGCUAGAGCAAGAGAUAUUUGAUGGUUUCUCACCUACUACUGUUCCCGAUCUUCAACGGAUAGUCGCGGCGAAUGCUGCACGUAGCCACCCAAAUACGAAGCAAGGGCUGGGUACACCGACGGUGAUACUCCCAUCACUGACCCCACCACCUCCACCUCCUUAUACACCCAUUGCCGCAGCAGAAAACCAGGGGCCAAUCUGUCCUCCACCGCUGUUUCCGCCUCCGAGGAUUCCGCAGCGUAACCCGAGACGCAAGAAGAGACAGCCGAACGGCCUUCGCGUGAAUAUUCAUAAAGAUCACGACGUCUUGGGGAUGGUCACACACCCGGGUGAUCACGCGAUCGGAGGAUUGCCGACUCCUCCUUGCUCUGCCGUCUCGACCGAGGGCAUGUUGUCAAGCCAUAGGACGGCAGCACUGCUGUCGCCGGGUGUGUCGGAUAGUCAAGACAGAGCACCUAGCCCCACACCCAGUGCCAUCAUCGACGAGCUAUAUUGCGACUCUCCAACAUUAGGGCUAGAAGAUUGCUUCGAUAUUCCUGUAAAGAUAGAGCCAUGGACACCCGAACGCAGCCCCGAAAAUCCAGUGGCAGCGACAAAUGGCAUCCCAUCACCGCGAUUCGAGCAGCUAUCGCAGUCAGACGAAGUGCAAACCAUAUCCGAUCAGAGCUCUUCUUCCUCCCGAGGUUCAUCGGGGGCCGCUCCGCCAUCGUCAAACCUAGCGCCAAAUCUCAUCGUUCAGCCUACAUCACCGAAUGCCGGAGCAAUGCGCCAGGAUACGGCCUAUGAUGUGCGAACACCGUCCCUGGUCGAAUCCACUAUUAGCGAGGAAUGGAAUGCCGACGUCGCUGUAGAAUAUGGUUCUAAACCGGGAGAGAGGGAGAUUAUGCCUCAGGUUUUCGGCCCCAUGUAUGCUUAUUUCCCUUUGGCCCUGUAGCAACCGCCAUCCCAUAAACUAACCAACGCUGAAGGAGGUUGAUGGCAUCGCAAACUUUUGGAUCCUCAGCCGAAUGGGAGGACUGCAGUUUUCGUCUAUUU